Molecule: messenger RNA, 1308 nt
Organism: Theileria orientalis strain Shintoku
Lineage: Eukaryota; Apicomplexa; Aconoidasida; Piroplasmida; Theileriidae
Product: Diphthamide synthesis protein
Exons: 5
Coding region: 1-1308 (435 amino acids)
Biological process (GO): protein histidyl modification to diphthamide
Molecular function (GO): 2-(3-amino-3-carboxypropyl)histidine synthase activity
Source: RefSeq, a predicted model, not a curated record
AUGGGUUCCGAAUUGGUUUCUUUACAUAUGACCAGUUUCACCAUUAAAACUGGCAAACUAUCGCAACUGGAGGAAGAAUACUUGGAUAAACUUGUUUUAAAAUCUCUACCAGUAAAUUAUAAUUUUGAGCUUAGAAAAUGUGUGUACAGAAUAAGGAAGGAUAACUAUUGCUGUGUAGCCCUUCAGAUGCCGGAAGGACUGCUCGCCUGGGCCCCUGAAAUAAGCGAAAUACUACAGUUCUUCUGUCCAACACUAAAAGAGGUUAUAAUCAUGGCCGAUGUCACGUACGGAGCAUGUUGCAUAGACGAUUAUACAGCAAAAAAUCUGGGUUGCGACUUACUAAUACACUACGGACACUCCUGUUUAGUGCCAGUUACAGAAGUUGGAGUAAAUUGCCUUUAUAUUUUCGUUGAAAUUACCUUUUCGUCUCAAAAGUUAUCAAACGCAAUUGAGUCGUCUUUUAAGCCGGAUGAACACAUCAUAAUGAUGGGAACUAUUCAGUACUCUAACGUUAUACGUGAAGCAGUGAAUAUUAUAAACAAAGGGGGGUACUUUAAGUACUUGAUCGACGUGCCGCAAGUGUCUCCUCUGCUCCCAGGGGAGGUUUUGGGGUGCACAUCGCCAAUAAUUGACCAAAAUAACUUAAAAGUAAACGAAAACCAUAAAGCAGAGUCCAGCGUACACGACCGAGCUGAAGUAUCGCACAUCAUAAUAUUCGUGGCCGACGGAAGAUUUCACCUGGAAAGCACCCUAAUUCAGAAUCCAGGCAUUAAGCUGUACCGCUUCGACCCGUUCAACAAGAUAUUUUCCGAGGAGGCAUACGAUUUGGACACUUUACACUCUGUAAGGAAGAAGGCAAUUUUGAAGGCCACGGAGGCCAGAAGUGUGUGCAUAAUACUAAGUACACUCGGGAGACAAGGGAACGUGAAUAUAUUAAAUAACAUUUGCAGCCUGUUGUCAGAAAGGAACAUCAAGCACGUUAAACUGCUACUUUCUGAAAUAACAAUUGACAAAAUAUUGAAUUUGAAUGUCGACUGCUCAAUUCAGAUUGGAUGCCCUAGACUAUCCAUUGAUUGGGGAGAUUCUUUCCCUAAGCCGCUUUUGAACCCAUACGAGGCCUAUGUAGCCUUCAAGAGCAUAGACUACAGACAGGUGUACCCUAUGGACUACUACUCUAAGUCGGGAGGGGAGUGGUCGAAUUACACAACCAAUGCCAAGUGUUGCGAUAAGUCAAACGUGCGCGAUGCCAUUAGGCAGAGGUUGCUGCAAAGAUCCUUAAUGGCAAGGAGCAUUGGAUAUUCGAAAUAA